Messenger RNA from Closterium sp. Naga37s-1, 1286 nucleotides. NCBI's taxonomy places the organism in Eukaryota, Viridiplantae, Streptophyta, Zygnematophyceae, Desmidiales, Closteriaceae. The record is from the annotation of a GenBank genome assembly.
CGAGCUGCACUCGAAUAAGGCCCUUCUCCUCCUCUCACCACGCCUUCUCCUCCUCUCACCACGCCUUCUCCUCCUCUCACCACGCCUUCUCCUCCUCUCACCACGCCUUCUCCUCCUCUCACCACGCCUUCUCCUCCUCUCACCACGCCUUCUCCUCCUCUCACCACGCCUUCUCCUCCUCUCACCAUGCCUUCUCCUCCUCCCGCCACCCCCUCUCCUCCUCCCACCAUGCCUUCUCCCCCUCCCGCCGUGCCCUAUCGUCCUCACGCCAUGCCUUCUCCUCCUCUCGCCAUGCCUUCUCCUCUCGCCAUGCCUUCUCCUCCUCUCACCACGCCUUCUCCUCCUCCCACCAUGCCUUCUCCUCAUCCCACCAUGCCUCCUCCCCCUCCCGCCGUGCCUUCUCGUCCUCCCGCCAAUCCUCCUCUCCUGCUUCCCACCAUUUCCCCGCCUGCUUCCCCUAUUUUCCCCCUCUGCUCCUCUUUCCCCAUCUUCUCAACUUUCCCACCUCCGCUCUUUCUUCCCCUCUGCUUCUCUUCUCCCCCUCUUCUCCUCUUUUCCCUCACUGCUCCUCUUUCCCCCCUCUCAUCUUUCCCCCCUCUGCUCAUCCUUUUCCUUACUGCACCUCUUUUCACCCACCGCUCCUCUUUUCCCCCUCUGCUCCUGUUUCCCCCCCCCGCUCUCAGUUUUCCUCCCCUGCUCCCCUUACCCUCUCUGAUCCUCUUUUCCCCCUCAAAUCCUCCUUCCCAUCCGCACCUCCCCUGUCCCCUCUUAUUCCUCUCCCUUCCCCGCCAGCUCACUCACCCCUUUCUUCUUUUGCUUCUCAGCCGCCAGUGAACCCGCGGGCUCCGGCCGUGAGAGUGCUCUGCCUACAGGUGGCUGAUGCUUUCUCCCGAUUGACAUGGCGCAAGGUGAGGGGUGGAGGUAGUGCCAUGAAAAGCCACGCUCAUCUUUCUUACUUCCCAUUCUUACGUCCCAUCUCCCCUCCCUCCCUUCCUAUCUCCUUCCCUCCCUGCCCUUCCCUUUCUGCCCUACCCUUCCUGCAAUUCUUACCCCUCACAUACUUCCAUUCCCUACUUUUUUUCCACAUCCGUGCCUUCUCAUCUCACAUCCCUGCCUUCCCAUCUCACAUCCCUGCCUUCCCAUCUCACAUCCCUGCCUUCCCAUCUCACAUCCCUGCCUUCCCAUCUCACAUCCCUGCCUUUUUUCCUCACAUCCCUGCCUUUUUUCCUCACAUCCCUGCCUUUUUUCCUCACAUCCCUGCCUUCCCUCCCAUAGAGGUCACAUGA